AUGGGAAAGAAGCAAGUGUGCCCACCUCGUGCCCUCCCUCCAGUGCCAAGCACUGGAAACCAAGAUGAAAUUCCACUCGGUCGUCCCAAAAAAAGGAAACCUAAAGGAAAGACUCCAUUAGAUGGCAUUGUGCAGGCAGCAGUGCGUCGGCAGUCUGAAAGCAGCGAGCCCCUGACUCCUGAGCCCCAGGACGGCCCUCCUCAGAGGAAACGCAAGAAGAAGAAAGUCCCCACUGAUUCUGAGACCUCUUUUACCCAGAAAAAUGUUGCAUCCCUAUUUCAGAAUGGAAACGGUGUGGAAGUCCCUGAAGCUGAAGAAACAUCAACCCGCAAACAGAAAAAAAGGACCAAGAAGCCUCGGCCAGCUGAAACACACUGUUCCAGUGACCUGGAGGUGGACGAGGAAGACGUCGUUGAGGAUGAGCACAGGAAGAGCCCUGAUCAGCAGCCUGUGUUUGCUGCUCCCACUGGAAUUAGCCAGCCUGUUAGCAAGGUGUUUAUUGAAAAAAAACGGCGUUUUCAGGCAGUUGACCGUGCAGAAUUGAUUAAAACCACUGAAAAUAUCAAUGUACUUAUGGAUGUCAAGGGUUCAUGGACCACCAGAGAUGUUGCCCUCUCAGUGCACCGAAGUUUCAGGGUGGUGGGACUCUUUACCCAUGGCUUCCUUGCUGGGUAUGCUGUGUGGAACAUUGUUAUCAUCUACAUUUUGGCAGGAGAUCAGCUGUCCACGGUUUCUAACCUGCUCGAGCAAUAUAAAACACUAGCAUACCCAGCUCAAAGUUUGUUCUAUUUGUUGCUGUCUGUCAGUACAAUCUCAGCCUUUGACAGGAUUGAUCUGGCAAAAGUGUCAGGGGCACUGAGGGGCUUUCUGACCCUAGACCAGGCAGCAGUAGCCUCUUUCUUGUACUUUGCUGCUCUUAUCUUAUCCUUAAGCCAGCAGAUGACAUUUGACAGAAUUAACCUCUACGUGCCACCUUCGGAGAACGGCAGCCUCUGGGUGGCUGGUACAGAGGAAGAAAUUGUUUGGCCAUGGAUUGUGGUGAAUCUGGUACUGGCUAUUCUGGUUGUGAUAAGCUGGAUCCUCUUAUCUUGUCGACCAGAGCUAGACCACAGUGAAGAACUGAUGUUUCAUGCUGAAAUGGAGGAAUUUCCCCAAGGAGAGGAAAUACCCAGAGCCCAGCCAUAG
This is a messenger RNA of Merops nubicus (carmine bee-eater), 1185 nucleotides long. It is a transcript of the gene TMEM237, whose product is annotated as transmembrane protein 237. Gene Ontology annotation, cellular component: ciliary transition zone. The record is from RefSeq and is a predicted model, not a curated record. Bases 1 to 1185 code for a protein of 394 amino acids. NCBI's taxonomy places the organism in Eukaryota, Metazoa, Chordata, Aves, Coraciiformes, Meropidae. Gene Ontology annotation, biological process: cilium assembly. The transcript is spliced from 13 exons.